AUUGCCGUCAUAAAAGUCGCAGUUCGGCCCAACUACACAGGCCCAGAUCCAACUGCGGCAAAUCUCGGGUCAAUUUUUAUACAUUAUGGACAAUCCAAUUAGGGAAACAGCAGACCCGAAUUCGGGACUGAUCGGGCAUGCACAAGGGUGAGAUUGUGAUCCUCCUGACUGCUACGAAUUCGUUCCCCGCCGGGCCUUAAAAUGUCUGCUUGUUUAGUCUGUUCGGCUGGAAUCCUGAAGUGGAGCCCGUGAGAGAAAUUCCGAUUGUCGGAGGCACCGGAGUGUUUCCUUUUGCAGAUGGGUAUUGCUUGGUUCGGACCAUUUAAUUUUUGGGGUUUAUGUUUUUAGACUAUAAAAUUGGAAAUCAUUUUAUGCAUUAAAAUGUUUCUCCGUAAAUGUCUCUCCAUGUUUAAAACCAUAACCGACUCAUUACUCAUCAUGGGUUGUCACUGUAACUCCCCAAUUCUUGCAAAAACUUUCUUCAAAUUCAAAUGGUCAUUUCCCUCUCUCUCUCAAACUGUUGUGGUAGAGUAAAAGCUUGAUUAGAGAAUACUAAGCACAACCCUGAAGGAAAAAGAAAAAAAGUACACAGCCAAUGGGGACUCCAUGGACAGUGACAAGGUCUAUUAGAUGGAGAAUGAGAGACUGGGCAUCUUGUUUCUUGGCUUGCAGGUUUCCUUUAGAUGAAGAUCAUUCUACUGCCCCUCAAAUUCCAAUCAGAAAAAUGAAUCGACACAAGAAUGAAGACAACAGAGGCAAUAAGACUAAUCACAAAAGACAGUCAAGAAGUAUAAACAAAAAGGACAGAGACGGAACAUUGGAGACAGAAGAUGGGAGUGAAGAAUCAAGUUGGCCACAUUUUCGAGAUGAGGACUAUAUUGUGUUCUGUUUUAGGGAUGAUGGUGCAAUUGAUGUUCUUAAAGAGAGCAGGUCAGAGUCUUUAUCCGAACGGAACGAUUGCACGAGUACAAGUUUAUGGCCAUCAAGAAGAAAGAGCAUUUGCAGUGAGAAUGAUGAAACGGUUAGUAAGACAAGCCAUGAGAACUUAUCACAUGAAGAAGGGAAUGAUAUUUGUCUUACAAAUGAGGGAGAGAUCGUUCCUGGUGAAGAGAAUGGCAAAGCAGACGGCGUUUGCGUAAUCACAGAGUCCCCUUCAUGUGAAAAUAGGAAGAGAUUUCAGAUUGAGGACAUCAAAGUGGCAGUGCCUGUUGAUUCAAGUGACUCCAAUCAAUCUGACGGCAGCGCAGGCUCUUUCUCCUUUCCUGUAUUAGCCUUGGAGUGGAUGGGCAGUCCUGUACAAAUGCCGCGGUCAGGGAGCUUUCAUUUACAGAAGCACAAGGGUCGCUGUGCGCGUUUUCAGUGUUGUAGAUUCUAGUUCUUGCCCUCUCUCGUCUCUUAAUUCUUCUUCCCUUAACUUUGAUUUCCACAUGAACAAAGUCGACAUCUUUUUUUUUAAUUUCUCUGGAGAAUAAUGUUGGCAAGGUUUCCUCUUAUACUUGGAAGCCCCAUUGGGCUUAUAUGUAAAGUCUGUAUUAAG
Molecule: messenger RNA, 1537 nt
Organism: Tripterygium wilfordii
Lineage: Eukaryota; Viridiplantae; Streptophyta; Magnoliopsida; Celastrales; Celastraceae
Product: protein BREAKING OF ASYMMETRY IN THE STOMATAL LINEAGE
Exons: 5
Coding region: 596-1375 (259 amino acids)
Biological process (GO): regulation of asymmetric cell division
Source: RefSeq, a predicted model, not a curated record